GACCAGGUCGCUGACGCCGGGCCCGACCUCCCGGGCGCCCCACAGCCUGCGCGAGCACCUCAGCGACGCGGCCGGAAUGAGAUCGUGCCGCACUGAACGCCCUGGACUACUCGGCGCCACGCGCUCGGUCAGGAGGGCGGUCCCGGCCGCGGCCGCCAAGAGCACGGCGAACAUCCUAGGCGACAACCACGAUAAGCCGGGCUUCUUCCACUUCGGCUUCAUGCCUUGCAGUGACGGCAAGUUGGCCAAGAGGGGCCAGCUGCUUUUCUACCACGACGCGAGCGCGCACAUCACCCCGUUCGGCGAGGCGCAGCGCAGGCGGGCCUCCCUGGCCCAGCGCUCCGCGAGCUGCGAGCCCGCCCUGCAGGGCUCCGGCGCGCAGGUGCACGCCUUCCGGCCAGGGAGGUGUGGGCCGCCUCUGGGCGCCAUCCACCACCACCUGUCGGCCACGCGGGAGGUCACGCCUCCGUUCUGGACGUUUCCCGCAGGCGAUACAGGCGGCAGCGCUUGGCGCAGCGCGUCGGCUCGCCAGCCCAGUUGCAGCUUCAGCGGCCGGCCUCUGGACAGCGCGCGCGAGGCCGGAGAGCCCUGCCCCCUUCGACGGGAGCAAGGCGACCGGGCGAGGGUGCCGACCGCCAGCAGCUACAGCCGCACCUCCAGCCAGAGCGCGUCGCGGCCGCCGGCGGAGUGGGCGGCGCCCGCCGGGGUGGGCUGCGGAGGCGCCCCGGCGGGCCUCGCCAGCCACCGGACGCCCCGCGGCAACACGAGCAGGAGCCGCGACCCGAGCCCCUCCGUGGUGCUGGGCCUCUCCGCCCGCAGCGGCGUGGCCGCCGCCGGCGCGAGGUCGAGAGAUCUGGAAGGGGGUGCCCGCGCACACGCCUUCUCCCCGUCGAACGCCGUGGUGACCAAGUUCUCGCCACUGGGGGCGCUGGUGCCCGCGAGGACGCUGGAGCCGAGGGCCGCCUCGUGCCCCCCGGCCAGGUCCUGGCACGGCGGCAGCGACGGCGGCGGCACGGCUGCCAGCAGGGCGACCCCCCGCGCCGGGGCGCCGCCGCCCCUCGCGGAG
This is a messenger RNA of Prorocentrum cordatum, 1066 nucleotides long. NCBI's taxonomy places the organism in Eukaryota, Dinophyceae, Prorocentrales, Prorocentraceae. The record is from the annotation of a GenBank genome assembly.